AUGUGGCAUCCAAUCUCCUGGACACCACGUGCCCAGUGGUCACCAAACCACUUAAAGCUAGUCACUGUCUAUGUCCUGAUGCUCUUGGUGUCACUCAGCUUUGCUUCGGGACAGAGCAGGCCAUUUAAACAUCAGAUAGACAACAGAAGUCCUGAGAUUGACCCUUUUUGGUAUGUGGGCCGUGGUGUUCGCCCCAUCGGUCGCUUUGGGAAGAGGCAGCUGAGAAGCAGCCGUGGCAGCCUGACACCUGUGAGCAGACACCUGGAUUUCAUCUUGAAUGCGUUGUGGGAGCAAAAAUCAUUGGACACAGAGGACAGUGACUGGUGA
Onychostruthus taczanowskii (white-rumped snowfinch) is the source of this 327-nucleotide messenger RNA. It is a transcript of the gene PRLH, whose product is annotated as prolactin releasing hormone. Lineage: Eukaryota; Metazoa; Chordata; Aves; Passeriformes; Passeridae. The transcript has 2 exons. The record is from RefSeq and is a predicted model, not a curated record. Gene Ontology annotation, molecular function: hormone activity. The coding region runs from base 1 to 327 and encodes 108 amino acids.